GAGAAGAAUUGUUUUACGUUUUUUGGGUUAUUGUUUGCUUUAUGCAUAAUUUUAGCUGUUUGAAGGUUUACCAGAUCAACAAAAUUUUAAUAAUUGUGAUUUUAUGAAUGAAGGGUUUGUUUGUGAAUUGUGAAAUUUGUGCAUACAAUUAUGCAUUUUAAAAGCAUGUUUACUACAACGGACUCGCCAAUGGUCGUUUUUUUUAAGGGUACAAUGUCACUUUAAGAUGCCGUCAUCGUCAGCCAACAUGGCGCCGCACUGACACCACCUUUUACACACACGAAACGCUUCGGCUAAUGCUAGUGUGUGUACUACAGAUAUAUAACACUGUUUCCGGACAAAAUUCCUUCUACCAACAUUGAAUCCAAUCAUGAGACGUACACUGCCUCCGUCCGUAAGGAGUCUACUGACAGAUAUCGGUCCAAAAGACGUAUCCGUAUGGUCAGAUGACACACAGGACGCCCCGUCAGUCAGCAAGGAGGGAAUACUGCUUCCAGUAAGAAGGUCUGCUCCUGGACGAGAAGACUUUCUCACCCCUGUUAAGAAGCACGCAGGUGACGGCAAGAACUCAAAGAUGGGCGCAGCGUGCAUGUUCUGUAACUGCAAACCUGCAUGCUACACAUGUCCUAGGUGCAACCUGAGCUACUGCGGUGUGGCUUGCUACAGAAGCCCUGCACACUCCUUGUGCUCUGAGGAGUUCUACAAAGAGUCUGUUCUCCAGGAGCUGAAGAACAUGGGGAAAACGGAGCAUGAGGGGAAGGCGAAAAUGCUGCAGAUUCUUCUUGAACUAAGACAAAAGGCGCAAAUGACAGACGGAGGAAUGGAAAGUGUGUUAAGAGAAGCUGGCAUGGUGCAGGAAAAAGAGGAGGAGAACAUAGAAACUAUGGAUCUCCUGUCCAGAUUAGCUGAGCUUCAGGAGUCAGGGGCAGGGAGUGCAGCAGAGAUUGAGGCCAUUAUGAGAGAACUGGAAGAGCUUGGAGGACAGGAGGGAGGCGAGGAGCCAACAGAAGGUGUGGCUGAGCGUCUAUCAGAGCUGGACCUUGACCAGCUCUCCGAAGAGGAGCUGUGGGCGCUUCUUGACAGCCAGGAGAAAGAGAAGUUCAUGAGUCUGCUAAAGGGUGGCGCUCUGGGUGGAUUGAUCCCUAUGUGGAGGCCUUGGUGGGAGGAACAUGAGGUUGGAAGGAGCGCACUGGUGGAGGUGCUUGAGGAGGAAGUGAACAAGCAGGAGAAUAAUGAUGCAUCACCACCAAAGGAGGUUCAGAAUCAAGGCAGAAAAAUGAAAAAUACUAAAGGCAGGGAUAGAAAGGAGGCAGCCGCCAACAGAGGACGCUCAGCAGUCUCUAGUGUGCCUUUGGUUUGUGCCAAAAUACCCAAUCUGACUUCCUUAUGUCCAAAUCCAUCUCCCUUAGUGUGCUAUGGUUUAGUCAACGCUCUUUAUUGCUACAGUUUCACUUUGCAGCUCUUCAAUGGUGAUGUCGACUCACUACUAUAUGAAUUUUGUGAUUUGAUGCUCUCCUUGUCUGAGGCGCUGAGUUCCAGCAGGGUUUUCACCUCCAUCCAAGAGGCCGUACGCUGCGGAGAGACUCUCAUUUUAGGAGGAGGCUACCUUGACAAAGAAGCGUCCCGUGUCACAGACUGGGCGAUGGAAGGCGCUGCCCACAUCAUGACUGGACGAGAUAACAAGGAUGCUACAGGUUACACCCUGGCGGCAUUGAGUCAGCUCCGCUCUGCACUCUCCAAAGCCAGGGCGGCUCUCUCUAAAGACGGCGAAGAAGGUGCAAGGAGACAGAAAUACUUCCUGGCUUCAAAGAAGUGUGAAUUUUUCCAAGCCUGGACGCUGGACAAUUCUAACCAGACCCGAAGACUGGCUUUAGAGCUGUGGAACGAGCACAGCAGACGAGAGAGAGGCAGGGAGAGUAUGGAGAAGACAAAGACACUCGUCGAGCAGAGCUUUAAGAAAGGCAAGAGGAAAGGGAAUAGUGAGUUGAUCCAAGAAUUAAACUGACUGAGGUCCAUAAUGCUCCAAAUAACUCAUGAAUGUUGAACUGUUGUAAUAAUCAUGUGGUUGAAGCGCUUAACUGUCCAACCAUCAUUUGACUUGGUUGUAUUCUGUGUGAUAUUCACAGGAUAUCAUGUAUUUAACAUUUAAUGUGAUAUUUAUUCCUGAUGGUGUUAAUAAUGUCAGCUAUUUUUGUCAGGAUUCAAAUUUUAUAAGGCUGCUGUUGGUGACUGGUCAUGUAUUAUUUGUUUGCAAACAAUUUGUUUUCCUGACACAUUGUACCGGUAUUAUUUUUUCAUUUAUGUAUUCAAUAAUAGUACACGAUCAUUGUGUGAAAAAGAAUUUUGAACCUGACGCCAUGUAAU
Molecule: messenger RNA, 2364 nt
Organism: Dunckerocampus dactyliophorus (ringed pipefish)
Lineage: Eukaryota; Metazoa; Chordata; Actinopteri; Syngnathiformes; Syngnathidae
Gene: znhit2
Product: zinc finger, HIT-type containing 2
Exons: 2
Coding region: 371-2005 (544 amino acids)
Source: RefSeq, a predicted model, not a curated record